This is a messenger RNA of Selaginella moellendorffii, 2706 nucleotides long. Its product is annotated as pentatricopeptide repeat-containing protein At3g03580-like. Gene Ontology annotation, biological process: RNA modification. Bases 218 to 2635 code for a protein of 805 amino acids. Gene Ontology annotation, molecular function: RNA binding; protein binding. NCBI's taxonomy places the organism in Eukaryota, Viridiplantae, Streptophyta, Lycopodiopsida, Selaginellales, Selaginellaceae. The transcript has 4 exons. The record is from RefSeq and is a predicted model, not a curated record.
GAAUGCAAUUCCGCUAUGGCGCUCUUUCACGAGCGCGAACGGCAAGACGCUUGAGCUGCCGCGCUGCGGGUUUCAAGGUAUGGCGCCAGCAUCUGUGCCGCGUUGGGCAGCAGGAUUUCGCUGCGAUGGAUCUUGUUUCCGCGCUCAAGGCGUGUGGCAGCUUGGGGGAUCUGGAUUCCGGCAGGAAAGCGCACCUCGCGGCUCUUGAGAACGGGCGAUGGUGGAAGCCCAAGGCGUGUUUGACGCGAUGGAUUCUCGCGACGUGGUCUCGUGGAACGCUUUGAUCGCGGGGUAUGUGGAGAAUGGACAGACUAUGGCGUGUGUGGAUUUGGCUGCGGACGAAGCCGGCCAAAGAAUUGGUGACGAGGGAAGAGUGGUGAAGCUAAAGUUUCUGGAAGAAACCAUGGCUGUGCACUCUCGGGCUCGACAGAUGAAACUGGACGCUGCGAUCUUUGUUGGAAACGCUCUGGUGAAUUCAUACGCAAAGUGUGGAAGCCUGAUGGACGCUCGACGAGUGUUUGACGAGAACGACGAGUUUGCCAUCGCUUUGGAGCUCUUUUCACUGGCAUUGUUUCGUGAUGCUCGGACUGUCGUGGCUGCUCUCAUGGCUUGUGGAAGCCUGGCCUUGGCAACAGGAAAAGAAGAGCUUGAUCGACGUAAGGUUUUGGAGAAAGCCAUGGCUGUUCACUCCCAGUGUGGAAAGCACAGGGAUAUCUUCGUCGAGAACACUCUGGUGGAUGCUUACGCCAAGUGCGGCAGCAUGAUCGAUUCGAGGAAGGUAUUCGAUAACAUGCAGCGUCACAGUGUUGUUUCAUGGAACGCUCUAAUGCUUGGCUAUGUAGAGAACGGGGAGGACGAGCUGGCUCUCGAGCUCUUUGAGGCCAUGCGAGUUGCAAAGUUGAUACAGCCGGAUGCUAGGACGUUUGUGGCUGCUUCUAUGGCCUGUGCUGGGCUAUCAGCAAGUGAACAAAGCUGUGAACUCGACGGCAAAAUGGUGAAGACGCUUUGCACAGAGAAAGGAACCAGGAUACAUCUUCAAGCUCGAGAUUGUGGCUUUGAUUCGGAACUCUUCGUGGCCAAUGCUCUGAUUGACAUGUACGCGAAGUGUGGAAGCAUAAACGACGCCAGGAAAGUUUUUACCGGUUUGAAACAUCCUGACGUCGUUUCGUGGACAUCACUGCUACAGGGAUACGCGGAAGAUGGUGGUGGUGGUGAGCUUGCUUUGGAGGUUUUUCAAAGACUGGAGCAAACCUCAGGUUGUGUGUUGAAUUCUCGGGCUUUUGUCGCUGCUCUAAUGGCUUGUUCCAGUUUGGCAGCAAAAGAGCAGGGACGAAAAGUCGAUGGAAAGCUCGUGAAACUCAACUCCCUGGAGAAAUCCUUGGAAAUCCACUCAGCAGCUGCGAGAAACUUGUGUGACUCGGACAUCUUUGUCAGCAAUGCUCUGGUAAGUCUCUACUCAAAUUGUGGAUUCAUGCUGGGUUCUCGGACAGUGUUUGACAGGAUGAAAGCUCACGACUGUGUCUCGUGGAACUCGUUGAUCCUGGGAUACGUCCAGAAUGGCGAGAGCUCCCUCGCUUUGGAUCUCUUCGAGUGCCGCAACUUCCAGAAAAACUCCCGGGCAUUCGUCGCCGCUCUCGCAGCUUGCGCAGCUCUUGCCGCUCGAGAAGAUGCAGAAUUCGUGGCCGGAAAGCUCGUGAAGCUCAAGAGCCUGGAAAGAGGCAUGGCGAUUCACUCGAGCGCCAGGAAUUGCGACUGGUGGGAAUCGAACUCCGGCAAUACUUUCCUCACGAACAGCCUCUUUCACAUGUACUCCAAGUGUGGGAGCUUGGAAGAUGCUCAACGGAUCUUUGACCUUGACCGUGGUCAAGGCCUUGGUAGGUUGACGUGGAAAGAGCUCGUCCAAGCUUACGUGGAGAAUGGUGAGAGUGACCUGGCUCUUGGGAUAUUUGCUCAUGUGGUUAAACUGGAGUGUGACGCCGGUGCUUUGCUUGCUGGGCUCAUGGCCUGUGGUAACUUGGUAAAUCUAGAGACUGGGAAAUGGAUCCAGGGGGAAAUUUACCGCCGUGGCUAUGAGAAAGUUACUGACAUCGUAACUGGCAUGGUUAGUUUUUACUCCAAAUGCGGUGGGAGGAUGGGGAAUGCCCGCCACGUUUUUGACCAGGCUUGGAUCCUCGACAGUGUUCUCUGGAAUUCCCUUAUAUGCGGAUAUUCUAGAGAGGGUGAAAUUAAAGUUACGCUUGAUUUACUCUACCAUAUGCGAGGAGAAGGUUAUCACCCAGACGGGGUAACUUUCCUCUCCAUUCUCAAUGCUUGCUGCCACGCUGGACUGGUGGACAGGGCCGAGCAUGUGUUCCGGGUGGUGAUGUGUCAAGAAUGCGGCGUUGUGCCGUCUGUCCAACACUACACGUGUAUGGUGGAUCUGUUUGGCCGCACAAACCAGCUUGACAAGGCGCUGAGAUUGGUGGAGGAAAUGCCACACAAGCCGGACAAGGUGACGUGGCUGUCAUUGCUGAGCGCGUCUAGAACGUGGAAGAAUGCUGGCGUGGGCAAGGUUGCAUUUGAGAAGGUGAUGACGUUCGACAAAGAAGAGGCUGCGGCUUACUCGCUAAUGGCAAACUUAAUGGGUGGGGAGUGACUAAAUACCGAAGUUCCACUAUAUAGCUAGUAAAAAUGUAAAUAUUGUUUUUAAUGUAUUAGGUACAUAUA